AUGUCGUAUGUAGUGUAUCCCGUAGCGAACUACAAGUUUGGCACGAAGGACGCGAAGGAGGAGAAGCCCGGUGGCCCGGACGCUCGCUGGCAGCGGCGGAGAGAGGCGUAUGAGACGUCGGGCGUGCGGAGGACCGUCAAAGCUGUGGUGCUGGUGCACGUGCACUCCCACCCGCACGUGCUCGUCCUCGUGGACCAGCGAGGCAUCGCCGACCUCCCAGGCGGACGGCUCAAGCCCGACGAGCCCGAGACGGACGGUCUGUGCCGGAAGCUCGACCGCCAGAUGGGUCCGAAGGAGUCGGACCUCGCAGUCAAGUGGGAGGUGGCAGAGUGUCUGGGAACCUUCUGGCGGCCCAACUUCGACCCCGUGCUGUACCCGUACCUGCCCCCGCACGUCACGCGGCCCAAGGAGAGCGUGCGCGUCUUCUUCGUGGGCAUCCCGGACCAGUGCCGCUUCCAGGUUCCCAAGAACUACACCCUCAAGGCCGUGCCGCUGUUCCAGCUGUACGACAACGGCCACAAGUACGGCCCGCUGCUCGGCGCGGUGCCGGUCCUGCUGUCGCGUUUGUACCUGCAAGCGGACGAGCAGGCCAUCAAGACGGAGGACUGA
Messenger RNA from Pedinophyceae sp. YPF-701, 609 nucleotides. The record is from the annotation of a GenBank genome assembly. NCBI's taxonomy places the organism in Eukaryota, Viridiplantae, Chlorophyta, Pedinophyceae.